UCGUAUCUUUUGUCUGUGUUGUUAUUGUUUACCUCUAAGUUUGAUUUAUAUUACGUCAGUGUUAAUAUCUUAAACAUUGCCUUUUGGAAAAAAACCAUCCAUGCUCAUAAAUGAAAAUUUAAGUAUUUUCAUAUCCUAAUUCUACAAUGUGGACAACAAAAACAUUUCUUACUAAAACAAAACGCGGCAAUGUUUUGAAGAUUGUUAGGGAGCAUUACUUGCGUGAUGACCUGCUUUGUGGUUCAGCAGCGUGUAAUGUAUGCCCACAAAAAGAUGAUGAUAUGGUUCUGGAGUCUAAACCAGAAUCUAUUUGUGCCCUGUUCGAUUACUGUCAUUAUUUAGUGCUUGACAGUAAUGUGGUAUUGCACCAGAUAGAUGUGUUAGAAGAGGAUGCUUUGAGAAAUGUAAUUAUUUUACAAACCGUACUAGAAGAAGUGAAACACCAAAACUCAGCUAUAUUUCAAAGAUUACUUGAAAUUAUUGGAAAUAAGAGGAGAAAGUUUUACUCUUUUGUAAACGAACAUCAUAAAGAUACAUAUGUUGAACGAAAUCCUGGUGAAAAGCAGAACGACCGUAAUGACAGAGCUAUUCGUAAGUCUGCAGAGUGGUAUGCCUCACAUCUUUCCAUUAACAAUGUAGCUGGACAGUUCCCACAAAUUGUUUUACUGACUGAUGAUGAGAACAACAGGAAACUUGCUCAAGAAAGGGGCAUUGUUUGCUGCACUGUAAAGGAUUAUAUUGAAAAUGUAAAAGGCUUUACUGGACUAUCUGACAAGCUGUCAAAGAAUGUUAUACCAGAAAGUUGCUCCAGAGAUGCCCUGUAUCCAGCACAUUUGACGCCAAGUCAGAUACAUACUGGUAUAAGAAAUGGGAAGCUAUAUCAAGGAACUUUCCACGCGUCAAGGGAUAACUUCAUGGAAGGGACAGCUUCUGUUAGUGGAUAUGAGAAACCAGUUCUUUUACAAGGGCAUAUAGGUAUAAACAGGGCGAUAGAUGGAGAUAUAGUGGCUAUAGAAAUAUUGCCAAAAGAAGAAUGGAGCCAACCCAGCGACAUAGUUCUAGAAGACAAAGCUGAUGACCCAGGGGACUUCCUAGAAGAUUCCACAUUGCUUAAGACCAAGGUUGAUACUGCAAGUGAUGAUAUUACGCCGACAGGGAAGGUUGUUGGGAUUAUUAAGAGAAAGUGGCGACAGUACUGUGGGAUAUUGUUACCUAGCAAAUUUCGGGGUGCAACACGCCAUUUAUUCGUACCAGCGGAAAAGCGUAUACCAAGAGUGCGUAUCGAAACACGUCAGAGUGACUUACUCGUGUCCCAACGGAUCUUAGUUGCUUUGGACUCAUGGCCUAGGAACAGCCGCUACCCUUUGGGUCACUUCGUGAGAUCAUUGGGGAGUAUUGGUAACAAGAAUGCGGAAAACGAAGUUAUAUUACUGGAGCACGAUGUUCCACACGCGCGUUUCAGCGAAGCUGUGCUUGCGUGUUUACCUGCUAACGAUUGGACUAUACCCGAAGAGGAGAUAAAAAAACGGGUAGACCUACGUUCAGUAUGCGUCUGCUCAGUCGAUCCUCCUGGCUGCACCGAUAUCGAUGACGCUUUGCACGCGCGACCUCUAUUGACGAAGACUACGGACGGCCUCAAACAGUAUGACGUAGGAGUGCAUAUCGCUGACGUCACUUAUUUUGUCAGACCAAAUACUGCCUUGGAUAAGGAGGCCGCUUCAAGAUCGACGACCGUCUAUUUAGUCGACAGGAGAAUUGAUAUGGUUCCAGAUCUGCUCAGUUCAAAUCUGUGUUCAUUACGCGGUGGCGAAGAGCGUCUGGCGUUUUCAUGUAUGUGGGUGAUCGACGAAAACGCAAACGUUUUGUCUACAAAGUUCCACAAGAGCGUCAUAAAGUCACACGCAGCGAUGACUUACGGGGAGGCGCAAAUGGCGAUAGACGAGAAAUCCCGAAACGACGAAAUCGCUUCCUCAUUGCGUAUACUGAAUGCGCUCGCGAAGAAAAUGAAGCAAAAGAGACUCGACAACGGCGCUUUACUUCUCGCCUCGCCCGAAAUACGGUUUCAAGUGGACUCGGAAACGCACGAUCCCAUAGAAGUGCAAGCGAAGAAAAUUGUUGACACAAACUCUAUGGUGGAAGAGUUCAUGUUGCUAGCCAAUGUUAGCGUGGCGCGACACCUUGCGACCGAUUACCCGCGGUGCGCACUACUGCGUCGACACCCGGCGCCGCCUCCCGCUAAUUUCCAUACAUUCCUCAAGGCCGCUAGACAACAGGGUUUCGAAUUAGAUGUUUCAACGAACAAAGCCUUCUCAAAAUCCCUGGACGCGGCUGUGAUACCCGGUCGGCCAUUUUUCAACACGUUGCUGCGUAUAAUGGCGACGCGGUGCAUGCAGCAAGCAGUUUACUUCUCAAGCGGCACUAAGACCCCAGACGAGUUCUACCACUACGGGCUUGCGUGCCCCAUUUACACGCACUUCACGUCACCUAUACGAAGAUACGCGGACGUCAUAGUGCACCGGCUGUUGGCCGCGUGUAUAGGAGCAGACGUGACGCACCCGUCGCUGCUAGACACCAAACACGCGGAGGCGUUGUGCGAUAACCUUAACUACAGACAUCGACAGGCGCAGUACGCCGGUCGCGCGUCCGUCGCCCUCAAUACACACAUCUUAUUCAAGAACCGCGAAGAGAUCGAAGCCGCGGUGGUAUUGGCGGUGAAACGGAACGCGCUGCAAGUUUUAAUACCAAAGUACGGGCUCGAAGGACCGCUCUAUUUGCCGUCGGAUAAAUUCGUUUACAACGAAGAGGAACACGUGCAAAUAUGCGGUGACACAGUGCUAAAAACGUUUGACGAACUGACAGUGAGACUUACUCUCGACAGUUCGAACUUGCAACACAGAAAGCUCGUUUUCCAACUGGUGACACCGUACAUACCCGGCGUUAGCUACGUGAAAGAAGACGCCGCGGAUAAAAAAGAGGAGGUGGAAGUCGUGGAUAUCACUGGGAGUUCCAAAGGGGAGAAGAAGAGAAAAGAUACGAUAGACACCAAGAGUAAAAAGAAGAAAUCUAAAAAAUAGGACAUAUUGUGUUUGUAAAUAAAUGUUUUCUGCGUUUAAA
Pararge aegeria (speckled wood butterfly) is the source of this 3114-nucleotide messenger RNA. RefSeq names its product exosome complex exonuclease RRP44 (gene Dis3). The coding region runs from base 147 to 3074 and encodes 975 amino acids. NCBI's taxonomy places the organism in Eukaryota, Metazoa, Arthropoda, Insecta, Lepidoptera, Nymphalidae. Gene Ontology annotation, cellular component: nuclear exosome (RNase complex); cytoplasmic exosome (RNase complex). The transcript has 15 exons. The record is from RefSeq and is a predicted model, not a curated record. Gene Ontology annotation, biological process: rRNA catabolic process. Gene Ontology annotation, molecular function: endonuclease activity; 3'-5'-RNA exonuclease activity; RNA binding.